Rhineura floridana is the source of this 2667-nucleotide messenger RNA. RefSeq names its product vomeronasal type-2 receptor 26-like. Gene Ontology annotation, cellular component: membrane. Bases 1 to 2667 code for a protein of 888 amino acids. The record is from RefSeq and is a predicted model, not a curated record. Lineage: Eukaryota; Metazoa; Chordata; Lepidosauria; Squamata; Rhineuridae. Gene Ontology annotation, molecular function: G protein-coupled receptor activity. Gene Ontology annotation, biological process: G protein-coupled receptor signaling pathway. The transcript is spliced from 6 exons.
AUGAAUGUGUCCAGCUGGGGACAAGAUUUGCUGUUAGCCAGAUGGAUAUUGUUGCUGCUCCUGCUGCUGCUCCUGCAGCUGCCUCAGAUUGUGAACAAGAAUACGGUCGACAGAUUUGGUCAGCAGCCAAAGGUUCGUAAUGACUUUGGCAUUCCAAAUAAUAUUGUCAUUGGUGAAUUUGUGUUUUUUUUAAUUCACAAGUUUAAUGAGAUCACAUUUGAUACAACUCCAGAUCCAGAUAUGAGAAGCUACUUAUUGCCAAAUUACUACCACCAAUUCCUAGUCUUUAUGUUUGCCAUGAAUGAGAUCAACAAGAAUGCCCAUCUCUUACCCAACAGCACACUGUCUUCCACCUUCGCUCAAAACGCUCACAAUGAAAUGGGAGCCUGUGCUGGGACUAUGGAAGUCCUUUUCCUACAACAGGGGAACCGCCUGAACUACAUCUGUGGCAAGACAUACAAGCUAAUGGCCAUCAUUGGUGGGCUCAACGCUCAAAACUCCAAGCAGAUGCCCCAUAUUUUAAAUAUCUACAAGAUGGCACAGCUUAGUUACAGCUCCUUUGACUCUCAACUGAGUGAUAAAAUACAGUUCCCUUCUGUCUAUCGGAUGAUCCCAAAUGAAAACCAUCAAUAUGUUGGGAUUGUUCAGCUGCUUCAGCAUUUUGGAUGGACCUGGAUUGGCCUUGUUGUUUCAGAUGAUGACAGUGGAGAAGUGUUAUUGAGGACUCUCAUUCCUCGCCUGCUCCAGAACAAUAUUUGUAUUGCCUUUAAGGAAGUUAUUCCAAUACAGAAGGGGUUUGGUAGAAUAACAAUGCAAAUGAAGAAGCAAAUGGCAAGAAUCAGAUCUAUUCUCUUAUCAUCCAAAACCCAUGUAAUCCUUGUUCAUGGGGAUUCAAGGUCUAUGGAACUCUUACGAACAGCUCUGUCAUUACAAGAAAAUGUUAAAAUAAAUCCAAUAGAGAAGGUUUGGAUCACAACAGCUCAGUGGGAUUUUGCAACUGUAUCCCACAUUGAUAUAUUCACACCCAAAUCCUUCAAUGGGACCUUGUCCUUUGUGCUCCAUACUAAUGAUGUGGCAGAAUAUGAAGAGUUCCUUGAGACUUUAAAUCCUAAUCAAUCUAUGCUUUAUUUCAUCCACCAUUUCUGGUCUACUGCAUUUACGUGCUCAUUCCCCAUAUACAACAUUUAUCGACAAGAUGCAGGAGACUGUACUGGGGAAGAGAAGUUGAGGAGCCUCCCUGGGACUGUGUUCGAAAUGGGAAUGUCUGGUCAGAGCUACAGUAUCUACAAUGCUGUUUAUGCUGUAGCACAUGCUCUCCAUGCCAUGUUCUCAUCAAGAUAUAAGCAGAAGGCAAUGGGAGAUGGAGCCACAUGGCACCUUUUGAACAUCUCCCCAUGGCAGCUUCACUCCUUCCUAAAAAACAUCCGCUUCAACAAUACUGCUGGGGAAGAAAUAUUUUUUGAUGAAAACAGAGAGUUAGCUACUGGAUAUGAUGUCAUGAACACCAUCACUUUCCCCAAUCGGUCCAUCCAUAAAGUCCGUGUUGGAAGGAUAGAGCCACAGGUUCCUGAAGGGGAAAAAUUCACCAUUAAUGGAAGUGCUGUUGUGUGGAAUCACAAGUUUAACCAGAUUCUCCCACAAUCCACAUGUGUUGAGAGUUGCCAUCCUGGACAUAGCAGGAUUGUGCGACAGGGGGAACAGAUCUGCUGUUAUGAUUGUCCUCAGUGCUCUGAAGGAAUGAUUUCAAACCUGACAGAUGCAGAUAAUUGCAACAAUUGCCCUGAGGACCAGCAUCCAAACAAGAACCAGAAUGACUGCAUCCCUAAACACAUAAUCUAUCUAGCAUAUGGAGAGCCCUUGGGAAUAAUUCUAGCAACACUUGCACUUUUUGUUUCUCUGGUCACCCUUGUAGUAAUGUGGAUCUUCAUUCAACACCAGAAUACUCCCAUUGUCAAGGCCAACAACUGGAACAUCACAUGCACCCUCCUCAUGUCCCUCUUCCUUUGCUUUCUGUGCUCCUUCUUAUUCAUUGGACAGCCUGGGAAGGUGACCUGCCUCCUCCGUCAAACAGUGUUUGGUAUCAUCUUCUCCCUCGCUGUUUCUUGUGUGUUGGCUAAAACCAUCACUGUGGUUCUGGCCUUCAUGGCCACCAAGCCAGGAAACAGGAUGAGGAAAUGGGUAGGGAAGAGGCUGGCAGUCUCAGUCAUAAUUCUCUGUACUCUUAUUCAAACCAGCAUCUGUGUAGUGUGGCUGGCAACCUCUCCUCCUUUUCCAGAGUUUGACAUGCUCUCCCAGACUGGCCUGAUCAUUGUUCAGUGCAAUGAAGGAUCAGACUUCAUGUUUUAUAUUGUCCUGAGCUACAUGGGGCUUCUGGCCAUCAUCAGCUUCACUGUGGCUUUCUUUGCCAGGAAGUUGCCUGAUACAUUCAAUGAAGCCAAGCUCAUCACUUUCAGCAUGUUGGUGUUUUGCAGUGUUUGGUUAUCCUUUGUCCCAACCUACCUGAGCACCAAAGGGAAAUACAUGGUGGCCGUGGAGAUCUUCUCCAUCUUGGCCUCUAGUGCUGGAUUGCUGGGUUGCAUCUUCCUCCCCAAAUUCUACAUUAUUGUCCUGAGGCCUGAGCUGAACACCAGGGAUCAGUUAGUAAGGAAAAAGUAUUAUGGAACCUGA